UUGAAAAUAAGAAUGUGUUGUUAACUGACUUGCCUAGUUAAAUAAAGAUGAAAUAAAGGUGUAAAAAAAAAAUGCCAAAUCAGCGCCCAGAAAUACUGAUUUCCGAGUGUUAUGAAAACUUGAAAUCGGCCCUAAUUAAUUGACCAUUCCGAUGAAUCGGUCGACCUCUGGUGGACGCAUUGUUGGCGGAGUGCGCAACCUAUGCUACACUUGUGAGAAACAAGUUUUGGUUUAUUUAAUUCCAUUUACUAGUUCAGUCAAUGUAGUCAUUGUCUGGAACGCUUCUGUCAAUGUUGAGUAAGGACGCGCAUAGAAGUAGGCCAAUAAAGGCUACCUGGCCUGCGCACAAAUGAAUGUGCCCAUUUGGGGAUCUGAUAUUAUUUCUGAUUGGCUUAAUGCACCACCACCACCUGUGGAGCUUCUCAAUGUAAUGUUUUUUUCACCUCAAACAGGUUUUUACAUCCAUUAAGAAUUACAAUAGUUCCUCAAUGAGUUUGAAAAAUCUUGCCAGCGCUCUCCCUUUCGAUAACCACUUGGCUUGAAAGGGAAAAAUGACAUGCUCUGAUCCAGUAGAAACGUUAGAAAAUAGGCUUAUCAGUGCUUGACUUAAACUGAAAUAGGUACUCUUUUUGGAUGCUGGUACUGUUUAGAUUUAGGUGCCACGGCCCAUAGGAUUCUGUUCAAAAGUAGUGCACUGAAUAUGGUGUCAUUUGGGACACACCCCUGCAUGUUUUGUCUGCAGUGGUCUGAAAACACUUGAUUAUUUCUUUCUCAUCAGAGAUGGUCUGUCAUCUGUAUCUAUGUGUGUCCCCCUAUUGCAUUUGUGUCUUUCUGACUCUACAUGUCUUUGUUCCUCUGGGGUCCCUGUAGGUGGUGUGGUGCUGGACAAGCAGUGCUUUGACCCCAGCUGCUCCCACAUCAUUGUGGGGACCCCUCUGAGGAAUGAGAAGUACCCGGCAGCCAUGGCCGUGGGGAAGUGGAUCCUGCACCGCUCCUACCUGGAGGCCUGUCGCUCCGUGGGACACUUCAUCCAGGAGGAUGAGUAUGAUUGGGGCAGAAGCUCCAUCCUGGAUGUGCUACCGUCCAUCAGCUCCCAGCAGAAGAGGCUGGCGUUGGCCACCAUGCGCUGGAGGAGGAACCUGCAGGACCGCAAUGACCUGGAGGGAUCAUUCAGCGGUUGGACCGUCAUGCUGAACAUCGACCAGACCAGAGAGUCAGGGUUCAGACGACUCCUGCAGUCUGGUGGAGCAAAGGUUCAAACAAAGCUCUUACUCUGUCAUACUGUACCUCAAUCUUCUCUUCGCUUACUGCGUCUUAGUAUGGGUAAAACUAAUAAGAAACUACUGCUUUUCAAGUGUCCGACUGCCCAUCUCUUUCAUACUUGCCUUUGUAGAUAUUGACAUGUGUACACUUCUAAAUGUCAAUCCCAUCCACACUCUCUCCUAAUCUCUCUUCUUCCGAUCUUUAUUUCCUCUCUCUAGUGGGACUGUAACUAAAAAUGCAAAACUGCCUCACAAAGAGACUGCGGAAGGCAUUUUUUGUUGUCAGACUACUUUUUUGCAGUUUAUAUCAGUAAUUUUGGGAAAGUCUAAAGUGAAACCUUGGUUAAUGUUUGAUCCAUAAAGUGGGUACUUUCCUUCAUUUAACAAUACAACGUGUUUAAACUUCUCCAUAAAAUCCACCCUAGCCAGUGAAUUAAAGGUUAUCCAUGUAACAUUUACACAUGUAAAUAGUGCUAAAUAUCAACUACAUACCAGUAGUAGCAAAAUAAUAGAAAUCCACCCAGGUAAAACAUGCUUAUUAGAACGCUGCGUGACACUGCAAAUUAGCUUUUUUGUGUGUGUCUAGCUAGGCCGGUUGUUUUGUGUACAAGUUUUUCACGUCCUUGCAACAAUAUUUUUGGCGAUUAUGAUAAGGUUAGAACCCGUACUAAGCCAUUUUAGCAGUUUCUGAAAAAACAUGAAGGAAUCGAUAUGAUGGCUUAAAUAUAACAUGUUGCUCCUUUAAGAAGAAAUAAAAUGAUGGAAACUAAAACUCCUCUCUCAUAUGAGUCUGUCAUUUUGACCAGGAGCCUAUUCCACCAAUAGAGAUUAACUAUCUGCCUGAAGCUGCCCAAUGUCUGCCAGCGGGCACAGAUACCAGCCGCGCCACACCCUCCCGCAAGCGCUAAGCAUCAGGAGAUUCCACAAAGUUGAAGAAGACCCGCCUCAAGUAAAAACAUUGUCAUUUAGAGCUUUGGUGUCAACUAGUAAAUUCCAUCAUUUUAGAAAUGCCCCUGCAAGCCAUUAAUGAUAUGUCUGUAAAUAAGA
Messenger RNA from Oncorhynchus gorbuscha (pink salmon), 2309 nucleotides. RefSeq names its product DNA topoisomerase 2-binding protein 1-like. The transcript is spliced from 2 exons. Gene Ontology annotation, biological process: mitotic G2 DNA damage checkpoint signaling; mitotic DNA replication checkpoint signaling; DNA replication initiation. The record is from RefSeq and is a predicted model, not a curated record. Bases 801 to 1400 code for a protein of 199 amino acids. NCBI's taxonomy places the organism in Eukaryota, Metazoa, Chordata, Actinopteri, Salmoniformes, Salmonidae.